This is a messenger RNA of Tremella mesenterica DSM 1558, 4118 nucleotides long. RefSeq lists its product as uncharacterized. NCBI's taxonomy places the organism in Eukaryota, Fungi, Basidiomycota, Tremellomycetes, Tremellales, Tremellaceae. Gene Ontology annotation, molecular function: DNA binding. The record is from RefSeq and is a predicted model, not a curated record. The coding region runs from base 1 to 3810 and encodes 1269 amino acids. The transcript is spliced from 3 exons.
AUGGCACCGAGCCAGAAGUCGGCAGCCACCGUGUCUACUCCAAUUCAACGUCCAAGCAGGCACUGCAGAUCUUCGCUCGAUUAUCCUCUAGCCCCCAUAGACAACCCACAGCUCAUCAAUCUUCCACCGACCAAUCUUACACCAUCCACCCCGGCUUCCGCAUCGUCUACCUCAUCCCUCCUCCAGCGUAAACUUUCUCUCAAACCACGAUCGACACGAAGUCCAGGAGCGCCUAUAACUCCUUCUGAAACAAGACUCGAUACACCAAAGGUAUCCAAGACGACGAUUGAAUCGAGGAGUCAUGGACUGCGUAAAGCUCAGGAGAAGGAGAAGGUGCCAUGUCCCUUUCCGGAGAAGUAUGGUGGGAGGGAGAAGUGUGGAGUUUUGGAUGACGACGGCGGAGAUGAGAUCCUGAUGGCUUCUUGUGCUGCUCUGGCCUUUCAUGAGAACCGUGCAUUGUCGGCAGAAGAGAUUGCAGCUGUCAUCUAUGAGCAAGGCUGGCUUAGACCACCGUCCGUCGCUGUCGAACCUAGCGCGAUCAUCAACAGCAGUAUUCGAGGACAUCUCAAACGAUGUGAAAAGUCUGGACCUAGUCGACAACCCCUUCUCGCCAAACAUCAGCUGGCAGGCUCAGUAUGCGAAGCAGCCCUUGAGCCGGCCCUCCAUCCUCAUGCCUUCAGUGGAGCCGGUCGACCAAAGGGUACCGUGUGGUAUUUGAGCCAAGCAGCGGGACGUAUGAGAUGGCGCAAUCCAUUCGAAGGUCUCGAGGUCCCAAAGUCCCUCCCACGGAAGCUUUCAUUGAAGCCUAAGAAAGUCGAGAAGGAGAGCAAACCGAAGCCCAAACCAUUCGUCAAACCUUCGAUGCCGGUGAAGAUCAGGCUUGUCCUUGGUACAACUCAAGGAGAAGAUAGCGAUAUGACUUCGAGAAGUGCCAGUGGUUCCAGAGAUCCCACUCCGGCCAUCGUUCAACCCGCCCCCCGUAAACUUCAAACCCCCAGCAGAAACAUUCUCGACUCAUCCGAUAGCGAAAGCUCGGACUCGGAUAUGGAUGUCGAUCCUGGUCCAUCUAAACCGCGAAUUCGAAAACUUGCGCCUCCACCAUUAUCCAUCUGUAGUACCCUACCAUCUAAUCGCUCCGCGUUCGGUGACAUGUUCAACUCAUCGCUUACCCCCAUCCUUCCAGCGUUCAACAGCGUCCCCCACUCAUCUCCCUUCCCAUUUCAUUCCCUUGACAACACAAGCUGGAUGGUUCGUCGCGAUCACCCCCACCGCGGCUUUGACGAUGACGACUCAACCUCGAGCUCGGGGGAUGAGACCAGAGCAGAUGGGAUAGAUGACUGGGUGAUGACACCCGCUGCUGUGUCAGAUGGGGAGCAUGAGAAUGAAGAAGAUGAGGGGAAAGUGAAGGAGGCCACCGAUGCUUUACGGGUCCUGUUCAACAUGCCUUCCCCGGAUUAUCGACAUACAGACCCUAUCCUCGACCUCGCUAGAUCACCUCCAUCUGACAUAUCAAGUAUAACCGAUAGUUCUUCUACCGCUACUGCCCAAGCACUCUCUCGAGGGCAAUUACGAGCCCCCCUGCUAGAAGCCUUCGCUUUGACCGAAUGGAGAGUGGCAUCAAGCCCUGCGCCAAUGCCCAUCGAACUCCCAGAAUUCAAACCCGAAGGCAGCCCAUGCGAACAUCUUCACCUACCAGACGAGUCGUUUGAAACAGGGACCGACCCCGAGGAUAGUUGGAUGAGUGACGGGGAAUUGCCUGUGAAGGCGGAUGAUUCCAUGUCCGACAUCGAACUCAACUCAACCAUGGGCGACAUCACACCGGAGCACGAUAAACAAAUGCAUACGGCAGCAUGGGCACAGGAAGCAGCAGAAGCUAUGGACGUCAAAUCUGAACCAUACGACUAUGCUUCUCCCGUUUCUACCCUUGCGGACGAUAACAGUGCUAUGAUGUAUGGGUCUCGAGCUUCCACUGAGUCGCGUUCCCCCUCCAGUGGAUCUUCCGAACUGCCCGAGUUGGAGUCUCUUAAUGGUUCUAGGAUCUUCGAGGAGAUCUUUGUCGGACCGGAGAGUAUAACAUUAGAAGAGUUGGAUCAGCUUAUGCCUUCACAAGGAAAGUCUGAUAAGACGCCCUCUCGAGCGAGGAAGAUCCGACAGCAGACUGGUACAGGGACAUGGGGAUGUAUUGGUGUAGGAAGUUUAGCUGCGAAAUUUACCCCGAAGAUCAUACGCAAGAAAUCAUCUCGCUCCAAACGCCCACCCUCCCCAAACCCCAUGAAUGAUCAAGAUUUACUCGCUCUGGACGAAAUGAACAUUGAAGUAUCCUUGGAAGGGACCAUUGGCACUGCUGAUUUGGAAGAAGCUUGGGCUGAGGCGAAUGCGAAUUAUGAAGCAGCGAUGAAGGCGCAUAAGGAAAAAGCCGAUCAAGCCAAAGCUCUUUUUGAAGCUUUCAGACAGAAAGUCAAAGAUUGUACAACGCCCCCGGUACCAACACCUUCUACCGAUAGCGCUGCCGAAUCACCUUGGGCUGAUUUGACCUCGGCGUCAUGGAACUCAACAGAUUCUUUGAAUCCGACCACUCCAGGUGUACUCUCUCCACUCAUGUUACAAAGCGUUUCGGCGUUGUCUCUCAUCGGGGAUCAUCCUGCCCUUUACGCUGUGGAUCCGAAAGCUCUGAUUUCACCUCCGAUCCAGAUGAAUGCGCUCUUCGACGGUGACUUGAGCUCAGAGAUUGACACUAUCAUCAAUGCCAAUUCUCUCAACAAUUCAGUUCCUAAAUCCAACAAAACCCCUCAGACAAAUAAUCCCAAAUCUGCCACUAUUAACAACGUUGGAUCUUCUGUGAAAUCACUCACUUUGACAACCAAUCGACCCAUCCAACCUGCUCCUCCCGCCCUCAGUCCUUCUUCCGGCUCACCUCGUCCGUCCUCGGCGGCAUCCACAGAUUCUCACUUAUCAGCACCUACCACGGUAUCUUCAGAUCGGCCAAUCACUCCUCCCAACGCCGCUUCGGGAUUCACCAAUCCUCCUGCUCGUGCUCGAGGGGGAGCCUAUAGAAGUAUUUGUCCGGGUCUAGAUGCUUGUGUGGUAAAUCAGAUACCUGUAUACUCACAGCAAUACACAACCCCAGCGGGAAAGAAAGGAACACUUCUAAGAAGAGUCGACACGGAUUUUGUCAAUGCCACUGCCUUUUUGAAUGCUUUAUCGGUACCUUCGAAUAAACAUAGAGAGAUUAUAGGACCUCCGGGGGCUAGUCACAAAGCCAUGCAACAGAAAGAUUCGAGAGGGGUGUUUUAUGCUCCUGGGGUGUGUGGAGUUUGGGUUCCUUUAGCUGAAGCGAAGACUUAUCCUAAGAAAUUGGAUGUGAAAGAGGGAUCAACUGUCUUGACUAUUUUGAGAGAUGAUUUGUUCUCUAUCUUCGCAGUCAUGGCAGGAGUCACCUUUCCUCAUUCCGCUUCCGACUCUUUCGGUCCCGUAUUCGCAGCCGACGAUCCCCAAACAACAUCUAUGAACUCUUCUCAAUCAUCUCUCGCCUCGUCAAGUAGCUCUAAAUCCGUUCCUGACUUGACAAGCAACCAAUCAUGUUCACAAAAAAGUUCAUUGGUGAGAUGCGCAGUUGCAGCUCCGUCCGACGCACCACAACCGAAACGUAGACGAGCGACAAUAGUGGGAGAUUCGAGUCCUUUGGUGCUCCCUACAAUCAGGGGUAAGAGGGGGUCGGGAUCAGCUGCUACUCCUACGAGUUCAAAUCCGACCUUGAGAAAAUCAAGAGCUAGUAUUGCGGGUGAUAUGGUGAAACCUAAAGUGGAGUAAAAAUCUUGAGACUCGAAUAAUGGCUUGGAGUAUCCUAGUAUCAGUUGGAAUAUACAUCGAUGAUACGUCACGCUCAUUUCAGCCGAUGAAAUCAGAAGUGCAAUGAGUCAGAUGUCAUGAGUAGGAGUCAUGGAAGAGAAAGAUGAGGGGAGUGGUAGAUAUCGGUAGGUUGAUAGAAUAAACUGAAUCGAGGGAGGAAGGGAGGAAGAACGCAGCAAAGAAGAGGGAAGGAUAUAACACUGCUCUUUCAGGUAAACUGUGGCAUGUGGAGAAAAUAUGAACCUAAAAAAUGCAGAAUGAAUAAAAUU